AUGGCCAGCAAAAGAGGAACGCAUAUCUCAGACUCCACUCCUGUUAAAGGAUCUGAUCCUCUCAACGUCUCGGACAGCAGUGGUAACAUCCAGCAUCAGGACUUUAAGUCCUUUAAAAACGAUGUGUUGAAUGCCAUGUCUAAGCAGGAGGCACACGGACAGACCUUACUGAAGCUGAUAGAGGAGAAAUUUCAGGCUGUACAAGGGUCCCUGGAUAUCUUUACUGACGGCCUAAAUACGGUGAAGAAGGAUGUUGCUGACUUAAAAAAGGCUUUCUCAGCGAAAAUUGAAGGCCUCGACAGUCGCAUCACCGACCUCGAGUUUCAAAUAUCACAAAUUAGUGAUAUUAAGACUGCAUACGAAGGUUUGAAGAUGGAGAUGGCAUGCAUUAUAGAAGCUAACACAAAGAACGAGCAGUGGGUGCGACGCUCUAAUAUUCAAAUUAAUGGCAUUCCACAAAAAAAGGAUGAGGACCUUAUCAAGGUUAUAACCACUCUGGCGGAAAAAAGCGGGUAUAACUUGGAGCCGUCUCGAGACAUAGAUUUUGUCACACGCGUUGCAGUAAAGAAUGAUGUUGAUAGCUCCUAUCCCAAGCCUAUAAUUCUAAAGUUACUAUCCAGAUAUAAGAAAGAUGACUUCUUAGCGUGCUUACGUCGCCUGAAGGAGCUGAGAGCAUCGGAUAUUGGAUUCCCUGGUAACAAGAGCAGAGUGUUUAUAAAUGAUCACUUAUCUAGUUACAAUAAGAUGCUCCUACAGAAAGCGAAGCUGCGUGCUAAAGAGAAACAUUACAGCUAUUGUUGGGUGCGUAACUGUACAGUGAUGGUGCGGCAAAACGAUAAAUCAAAAAUUAUUCAUAUCACCUCUGAAGAUUCGCUAAACAGCAGUCACGCGGUUACUCGUUACCUAAAGUAG
Messenger RNA from Leptidea sinapis, 912 nucleotides. RefSeq lists its product as uncharacterized. NCBI's taxonomy places the organism in Eukaryota, Metazoa, Arthropoda, Insecta, Lepidoptera, Pieridae. The record is from RefSeq and is a predicted model, not a curated record. Bases 1 to 912 code for a protein of 303 amino acids. The transcript has a single exon.